This is a messenger RNA of Fukomys damarensis (Damara mole-rat), 6394 nucleotides long. It is a transcript of the gene Slc31a2, whose product is annotated as solute carrier family 31 member 2. Lineage: Eukaryota; Metazoa; Chordata; Mammalia; Rodentia; Bathyergidae. Gene Ontology annotation, molecular function: copper ion transmembrane transporter activity. Gene Ontology annotation, biological process: copper ion transmembrane transport. Bases 4084 to 4644 code for a protein of 186 amino acids. Gene Ontology annotation, cellular component: membrane. The transcript has 4 exons. The record is from RefSeq and is a predicted model, not a curated record.
GAGGAUGGACGCGGGUGGGCAGCUGGGGCGGGGUCCCCGGAGCAGCUGCCCCGGACACCUUGCCGCCCCUGGCCCCGGGCUGGUGAGGGCACUGUCACACUCGGAUCAGGGUUAGGCACGGCAGGUGGUGCUGGCGGUGGCUUCGGAGUUUCUCUUUCCUCCUCUGGCUGGGAGUCAGUCGGGCCACUGGAACGCCGGCUCUGCUGUAGCCAGAGGUGCGAGCACCGUGGGCGAGUACAGCCCGGACUCCGGGCUCCGGCCAGCGCCCAGGGACUCGAGAGUGACCUAGGGGUUCCGAGGAGGCUUCUGUCAAAAGGAGAGUCCCAGGGGGUUCCGCUUGGCCGGGCUGCACACACACCCCCACCACCCGGGCCCGCCCUUGGCAAGUAGUUGUGAUUCUUUAAAACAGUCCCAGCUGCUUCCUAUUCUCGCGAGUCCGAAAGUAGCGUGUUUGUGACAGACAAUUUUUCUUUUUGGGGUUCACCUGGGCCGGAAAGAAUGACAUUUUAAAAGAGCUUGGUGUUUGGAGAAAUCCUAACACUUUUUUCAUCUCAUGAAGAAUACUGGUUACGCUAACAGACAGGAAACCUAUGCAAUGUGUAGUCAACCGCCCACCCCACCUCCUGUCUGUCCUCCAAAAGGGGAAAUAGAUGGGAAAGUUUCCCAAGCCAGUCAGCAGCGGCACCGGGCCCUUAAAUCUCCUUCUGAAGUCUUUGGUUAAUAAAUGAGGAAGCUUCUCUCAGAGUUUUAAGUAAUUCCACACGGGAAAAUAAGGAAGAAAACAAGUCCCACGGAUUGCUCCCUGUUCCCCAAGGCACUCCUCCACCCAGGGCGCGGUCCUGAACACAGCACGGGUAAAUUAAACCAGAAUCGUCCCCAGUGGGAAAACAAGAUUUAAGACCUACCCCCUGUUUAUCUGACCACAGAAUCCUUUAACUGAAAACUGCAGCACGGAGCACACAAGUGAAAGUGUGCUGAUUUGAAUCCCUUUUCUUGAGCAAGUAAGCAAGAGUGGAGAAGGCCAAGCAGCCCCUCCUGGGCUUCCACCUUCUAAAACAAGUAUAGAACUGAUGCUGUCUGCACUUCCAGUUCUGAAUCCACUGUACAGCCCCUUGUCAUCCUGACUGCCUUCUGCUACUACUUCUUCAGAACCAACCAGCCACCUGUACCCCUGUCCCCCAUCCUCAGUUAGCUGUCUCCCAGAUGGCUUUAUAUCCCACCUCCUGGUCCCUCCAGGUCCCCGUUGUGCCUCCCUGUCUGUGAUGACAUACCCUGUUGUAAUUAGUUGAUCACUCCCCUAUCUCCCCUACUAGACACUUAGCUCCAUGAGGAUCUGUAUUUUUCACAUCCCACUCUAUACCUUUAGGGACUGCAUAUCCAUAGUACAGCAAAAGGAAAUGUUGAGUAACUUUUAUUGUCUGUAAAUGUUCCAGUCCACUGCAAAAGGUAUGGGGUUGUUUUGAGCUCCUGAGGCAGCUGGCCCAGGCCCAAGGAUGAUAGAAGAAACCCAGUUAAGGAAACUCCCUGAGUGAUUAAUUAGCCUUUGGAGGCAUUCCAUUCAUACCAGCUGCUUUACCAACUGGAUUCAGAAAAAGGGUCAUGGGCAAGACUGUUCACCUGGCAGAGAUGGUGUCAGACUUCUCCUGAAGUCAAAUGAGUUUAACGCAAAUACAAAUGAAGUUUCACAGGAUUACUUCUAUCUGUGCAUUUUUGCAUGUUACUCUUUUCUGAACAUUUUGCCAUGUUAACAGAUACACUUUUUGAAAUUCUGACAGGAGAUAUCUCUGGAUAGUAGAUCUCAAAAUGACUUUUAGCUUCUAUUUGGUACUAUUUCAGCUUUUUGUAUUGAACAAGUACCACUUCAUAUCAGGGGGAUUAAAAAGCUACCUUUAUUUUUAAAUUAUUUGACAUGAUUUUAAAGUAACUGCUAAGAUUUCUGUUUGGAAGCUAUCACAUAAUUUACCUAACCAGAUCCUGCUAAGCAUCGGGAGAGUAUCAUGGUUCAGAUGAACCAUGAGGCCCACAGACACCUGCCCCAGAAACAGCCUGAGUGCUUAUAGAGUGAAUUUAGGUUUGAGAACCAGCACAGGCUUUCCAGAAGGAUCUAUGGCUCUGGUGCCUGACCUCUGAAUGACCUUGGGAGGUAAGUGGGCCUUUCUGUGCCUUCCUUGUCAAUUUAAAGGAGUUAGCAAUAGUAAGUGAUUUCAGAGAGGUCAGGGGGGUGACACAGAGGAUGAAAGGUGACCGUGCAGGUCCAUGCAGGCCAUCAGAAUUCACACAACUGCGUGGCCCGUCUGUUCCAUCAUAGGAUUUUACAUUCCUUCUCUGUCCUGCAGAUCGAGAGAGCUCAGCGCCUGUGUAGGCACAGACAGGGUUGGUGACAAGUCAGACUUCUUUCAAAUCUGAAAAGCAUGUUUGCUGAGUAGAAAAGUCAGCUGUUUCCAGGUCUCUAGCAGACUCAAAGCUGCAAUGUCAGAUCUGAACACAAGGACUGAGACAUGCAUGGAUAACAGCAGAGGGAGUGUUAAACAUUAUUUUGCCCAAAUACAGUUUUUCCCAAACUGAACCACAGAAUCCAUUUUUCAGAGCAUCUUUUAACAUCCUGGGGUUUUCAUGGAAUCCUUUUGAGAAACACCCACCUCCUCAAAUUCUACAGGUAUGGGAAAGAGGUCAACUUGACCAUAUCACUUUAUGUGGAUGGUUUUACAGUAUUUUUUCCCAACUUCCCUCAGGAGGUAUAAAGGCCUGAGAGAGACCUUGAUGAGCAGAUCUGGUUUGUUCUAAAUUCUAGACUCAGUCUACUAUUUUUUACUAUCUCCUUUGAUUUUCGAUUUUGAGAGAGGAAGAAGUGGACAGGGCUAGAACAUGUAUGGCUUAUGGUUUAGACGAUUGCCUGUGAACAGAAGCUUCUGACUCUGGUGUCCAAGAGGCCAUGGAAUAUCCACAUGGCGCAGCUUCCAAACAAAAUGGCAGCUCUUCUAGUGUAUCUGUCCUGCCCACCCACUGAAGAUUGCCUCAGCCCGAAGUUCCUUUCUCUGAGUUGAGAAGAGAUUGCCCCCACAACUUUCCUUAACGCCCAUACUGUCUUACAGGUCCUCCCUGGUUGAACACAUAUUGAGAGCAGCUAAGCUCCUUAUGAAGUCAUGGGCAGAUCCCUUUCCCUGUCUGGACUCCCCAUCCCCAUCUAUGAAUGAGAGAGGGUGGAGGGGGUAGGAGUUGGGCCAGAUCAGUGUUUUUCAAUCUGAGUUUCACCAAAGUUCAGGCCUGUUUCCUCCUCUCUUCACUUAGAUCCCAGUGUUUCAUAAUGGGGUGAUAAGGAAUAUUCUAUUUGUCCAUGUUUUCUUGCAAAAAAGCCGAAAGUCAGGGGACCAACAUUUUUCUGAGACAACUCUAGCUCUGACACACCAGGAUUUUAAUAUUUGGCCACUUUCAUAGAAAGCAAAGACUUCAACUAACUGAUCCCAGUGGAGCUAGGGUCUCUUUGGCCUUGGUGUCUACAGACUAGUUUCUGCUGGCCAGGUAGCCUUACCAGGUGACAAGAGGGGAUUUCUCUUCCCUGGAUGGGUGAACUGAGCCACCUGACCUCGGUCUUGCCCAACACAGUCCUUAGCCUGUCAGGGUAUUUAAUAUUGCCAUCCUGCUCCUAUCUUGCCCUCUUUUUUUCUUUUUGGAGACUGGGAGACUGACUCAUGUUUACCUUGGAGGGCAUGGGUCUUGGAAUCCAGCUAACCUCAGAUUUGAAUUCCAGUUCUGCCAACAUUAGCUUUGUGACAUCUUGCAAAUUACUUAACUUCUCUGAGCCUGGCAUCCCCCAUUUUUCUUCCUAUAAAAUGGGCUUCAUUGUCCCUGUCACACCAAGGACUCUUGUACCAUUGUGGUAAGGUAAUGUAUAAAAAUCCCUUGAUGCCACCCUGAGCGCAGCACUCUUUUGGAACGGGCAUGCAAACAGGCACUGCAUGACCAUUCCUUUUACCUUCAGUCUUUCCUGGAAGGCCAUGAACUCAUACAGGGCAGAGACAUUAAUCCUUCUUAAUGCUGAGCACAGGACUGGACUCAGCCAGUGUUGAGUGAAUAAGUGGAUAGAUGUGUACAGAUCGAAGACAGCUGCCUUUGGGCCCCUCCAGACAUACUCAUCUACCUGGAUUCACCAGGACAAAAAGGACUCUGUGCUCCCUCGGGGAGGCUGCCCGGGAGCUGAGCAGAAGGGCUAGGAUGGAGAUGCAUUUCAUUUUCUCAGAUAAGGUCAUGCUCCUGUUUGAUUUCUGGAGUGUUCACAGUCCUGCAGGCAUGGCCCUCUCGGUGUUGGUAGUCCUGCUCUUGGCUGUAUUGUAUGAAGGUAUCAAGGUUGGCAAAGCCAAGCUCCUCUACCACACUCUGUCGAGCCUGCGUACCCCCACCAGCCAGGAGCACAUCUUGGAGAGAGAGCGGGAUUCUGUGGAUUCAGACUCACUCUUGGCCAGCAGAACCACCCCCAGGUGGCUUCUGUGUCAUUUUGGCCAGUCUCUAGUCCAUGUCAUUCAAGUGAUCAUUGGCUACUUCAUGAUGUUGGCUGUGAUGUCCUACAAUGCUUGGAUUUUCCUUGGUGUGGUCUUGGGCUCAGCUGUGGGCUACUACCUAAUGUACCCGCUUCUUGGCAAGGUUUAGCUGGCAGAUGAUGAGCAGGCCUGAAGGGCUGGAGCGGGGCCAGAGUCCCCUCUUCCAGACAUCAUACUUCCAGCUGCUUUUUCUCCUGGUGGUUGUUCCUUGCCUGCCCAGCUCCCAGCAACUUUGGGCAAAAGCCAGCACUCGCCCCCUGGAGUUCGGAGGGCACUGCCCAGCUGACAGGCCCGGGCUUAGCGUGGUACCUUAAGAAGGCUGCUGUGACUAGGGGACAGAUGGAGCAGCUAGAGCCUGUGACAGAUGACAGUGCUGUGACGCAGACUUUCCCAAAGAUCCUCAGGACAGGGAGAUGGGCUUGGGUGACCAUGGCUGUGAAACCUGGACCUGCUGUGUGCCUUAUCUCCAGGAGCAUCUUCGGCUGAGCUGUCCGUGGGGGACAGAGACCAUGCUAGCUCCUUUUUCUCACCUUUCUGCCUUUGAACACAUGAAGACUGUCUCUUCAGUGGAUGUGGACCAAGAUUUUUCAUUUUCCCAUUGGACUCCUGGUUGGCAAUUUUGCACAUUCAUACAAGACAAAAUUUUUAAUGAAGUGAUUGUAUUUUGUACAUGAUGGAUGGCAACAUCUGCUGAGACCUGUCUCCCUUUCUUGAGGGGUGAAUAAGCACCAAUUCAAGGAAGACUCAGGAGUUAGAAAGGCUCUGGCUUGUCUGGUUAGAACGAGCUCCUGACAUCAGAUGGCCCUGGCUGCCGGGGGAGGUCAGUCUUGUGGACACUGUUCCUGAGGGAGGUCAUGCCUUAAUGACACCCCCACCCAGAUACUGUCUUAUGCAGAACAGAGAACCGCAUUUAAUACUGUUCAGUGCUUAGUGUUCUUUAUUUAUUACUUACUGCUCACUCGUAAUGACCUUAUGGGGAAACAUGAUUCAGUCCCUUAUUCAGUCAUGGUGAUGGGGUAUUCACUGAGGAAGCAGGAAGCAGUCAAACCAAAGCUGGUGCCCUUUUAGAAUUAGAUGGACUCUGGACAUUUGAACUUCUUCACUUUACUGAAAAGGAAGAGUCCCAGGGAGAGAAAACUAUUGCUGCAUACUGUAACAUCGACGCUCAAGGACCUCAUGGGCUAGAUGAAAAGAUGCUCUUAAGCUUUGGGAGUUAAAACAGAUACAUUUUAAUAAAUAUAUAUUUUUGAACAGGCUGUGACUAUUGGUCUGUUUCUCCUUAUUCCAACAGUUAACCCUUAUCAGGACUGCAGGACUGGGGGGGUGCAAAUGGAACUGGAGGCACACUGUGAUGGAGGCCUGAGCCUGUCUGUUGAAGUCAACAGUUCUGUGCUCAGAGAAACUGAGGCUGAAACACUGUGUCUACAGGUAGGCACCCCAAGAUGCCAACCUACCAUUCUCUGUUCACGUAACAAGCAUCUGUCAGUGCUCACUUAAUAAGACCCAGUAAUAAAAGACACAAGCAGCUGUGUUGUCAUGGAUAUUCGCACCUGUGCUCUGUGGGGGAAGAAGCACAAAUACGACUCCUUUUCUGUGGAGUGUGUGACGCCUCUAGGACUGCCUGGCACAUUCUCAGGCAUGCAGGGAACUGGAGAGCUGUCUGGGCAACAACAGGUGAAAGGUUCAGCAGAGGCUCAGUCAUCUGUCAUCAAGUCCUGACCUCAGUUUUUUCCCGGUGUACUGCUGCAGUGGGCACCUUCACGGGUAGUGGGUCAACUCCUCAGUCUGACAGUCCUGAAAUGUGCCUUUCACAGCAGAGAGAGGCCUAAAAUAUUUUUUAAAGUCUGGGCUACAGAAAG